This is a messenger RNA of Sesamum indicum (sesame), 4368 nucleotides long. RefSeq names its product Spc97 / Spc98 family of spindle pole body (SBP) component. Lineage: Eukaryota; Viridiplantae; Streptophyta; Magnoliopsida; Lamiales; Pedaliaceae. Gene Ontology annotation, cellular component: spindle pole; microtubule organizing center; gamma-tubulin complex. The record is from RefSeq and is a predicted model, not a curated record. Gene Ontology annotation, molecular function: gamma-tubulin binding; microtubule minus-end binding. Gene Ontology annotation, biological process: mitotic cell cycle; spindle assembly; microtubule nucleation.
GAGAAUGAAAAAGCUGAAGAAUAGCUCCAUUUUUAAUUUUCAAUUUUCCCUCUUUCUAGUUUCGACUUCACUCCACUCCGGCUGAGUGCGGGAGUUAGCAACCGUCUGCCGCCGGCGGUGGUGCGUCCUAAUGGCGGUGCAGUCGUCGACCUCCGUAAUGGAUUCUUUGUUGGAGAAGCUCAGGCUCGAAGACCCAUGGGUCCCACCCAGAUCGUGGGACUCCCUUCCUUCUCAAGCCGGCGCGUCAUCUCAGCCUUCUUCUAACUCGAGCCCUGCUCUAUAUACUACUUCAACUGUCUCUGAGCCCAGUUUGGUAAGAUUGGCAAUGAAUGCUCUUCAAGGUGUGGAAUCAGCUUUGAUAUCUAUUGAAAAGCUCUCAGCAUUACUUCAUUACAGUUCAGCAGACAGAACAUCUAAUCGAAUUCCUAGUUUAUGGACCCGUUGUUCAAGUACUGCUGCUGUAGGAAAUCUUCUUACUUCUAUUGGCCAGUUUGGCUGCAUAAUUUUCCUUCUCCGAAGAUUUGUCAAUUACUUCACAACUCCAGAUAUUGGUGGAGUGGGAGAACUUGAUGAAAACCCAAAAAGUGAUUCCUGUGAAGAAGGAAAAUACCCCCUGCACAAUCUCACUCUGAUCAAUCAGGCAUUUGCGAUUUCUGUGGGAAAGAUAAUAGAUGGUUAUAUAUCUGCGCUUAAUACCUUACCUGCAUCUGUUAGUUUAAGGCGUUUCUCGAAGACUAAUGAUGGAGGCUGUCUUACUAGCAUUGGGCAUUCAGAGAUUACACUCUUGGAGGUUUACCUUCACACAACGGGAUUGAGGACUCAAAUUGAAGCCCUUGGAAAUCUUUGCAAUGUUAAUCAUUUAACUGUUGGCUUUCCUGUGUCAUCUUUGGAAUACUUGAAGACUAGAGCAGACUCAGAGUUCAGUGCCUUCCCAAAAAGUGGUGCUUUACUCUCAUUUCUAUAUGCUCAGCUGAAGGUUGCUGAUCCAGACCAUUCUGCCCUCCUCAAGUUCCUCUUUGUCCAGACCUAUGAACCGUAUAGUGAUUUUAUUAGGUCGUGGAUUUUUGAUGGCUCAAUUAGUGACCCUUACCACGAAUUUAUUGUGGAAUGCGUUGACGAGCUUUCGAUUUAUGCAUCGGGUGAAAGUGGAGUUGCGCCGGCUUCACCUUUGCCCACCAUUAGGGUACGAGAUGGAGCUGCCGUACCCUGUUUCCUUGAAGAGUGCCUGGUUCCACUUUGUAGAACUGGUCAGCAGCUUCAAGUGAUAAUGAAGUUGCUUGAGCUGUCUAUUAGUGUUGGUGCAUGUGAUACUCUUGAAGAGAUCCUUCCCUGCUUGGUUGGUUUGUCAAAUGAACAUUUAUGGUUUGCAUUUCCACUCACGUUUGACAAGGGAACUAUCGAGACACUAGUGCUUAUGAGAGCCAGUUAUUACCAACAAAUGCUGGAAAAAAUUGAAAGCAUUUUACUGAAAUUUGAUUUUACUUAUCGACAGUCUACUUCUCAAAGUGCUUCACUAAGACUUAUGAAUAAUUUUGGGAAGAAUCCCAACCACCAAGCAUCUUCUGUUGAUGACGAAAGCAUGAAUCCACCUCUAACCGAUAGCAAAAAUCAAAAGAUCAGGCCUGAAUGUAUGGUGGAUACUGAGGCAUCUAGCAUUACGGAUGAGUAUUCUUAUGCUGAAGAUCUCUUGGAAUCAUCUGAAUGCUCAUCUUCUGAGAGUUCUGAGGAUCAAAAUGAAGCUGAUAAACUGAUUUUUGCAUCUCGUAAUGUGGAGCCAAGUUAUUUAUCUGCUUUGGAUUUCUCCUCGAAUUUGUCCAAUGACAACACAAUGCAAAAUCUGUACCCAAGUGAGAUUUCAUACCCUGUGGAAUAUCUUCCAUACAAAAUAAACUGUAAAUCUGGUUGUGCUGCAUAUGAUUCACACAAGGAAAAUUAUCCUGUUAGUAGUGAGCAAAAACUCUCACAAACACCUCAAACCCCAGUUACAAGUAACGAGCAAGAUUUAUGUCUAUUUGAUGGUCACCUUAUUGCUAGGGGGACACGUAGUACAUGGUUGCAUUCCCCUGAUCAUGAAUUGGAGCUGAACAUGGGAACUUGUGGAUUGCUGAACACUGACUUAGAUGUGUAUGAACAUGCUUCCAAGGUCAAUACAAGCAAUAAGAAUCAACUUCUGCUUGAAAACAGUUUGGAAAAGCUGAAAUAUGAUUCUACAUUUUUCAGCAUGAAUCCAACACUGAACAGAGGUUCUUUUUUUAAUGCAAGGACUGUGCUCAGUAAAAGAGGCCCUCCAAAUUAUAAGUAUUCCUACUCUGACUUUACUUCUGUUAAAGAUCCUUUGAAGGCAUUUGCAGUCAAAGUGGCGGGCGAUCAUGGACAUAAAGUUCGGCCUGAACUUUCAGUUAUAACUGAAACUCCUGCUGCUGGUAUUGAUACUAGCAAUCAUCUUGAUAUUGAAGAUUACGGUGAUAGUACCAUAGAGAAUAAUGCCAAAUUGUGUCCUGUUAGUCCCCCGCCGAAUAAGAUGACAAGCAGUAAGGAACAUUUACUGCUGCCAAAUAUUUCUGGUGGCAGUACUUGGGAGAGCAUGCUUGCUAGAUCUGAAAAUGUCAACAGUUCCAUAAGAGAUCACAGGACUAAAUUGAUGGCUGGAGCUGAUAUGCCGCUGGAUUUUGUGAUCAAGAAAUGUGUGUUAGAUGAGAUUUUGCUUCAAUACAAAUAUCUAAGCAAGUUGACCAUCAAGUUGCUCAUAGAAGGAUACAAGUUGCAAGAACAUUUGCGGGCGUUGCGAUGCUAUCAUUUCAUGGAACUAGCAGACUGGGCUGAUCUGUUUAUCAUGUCUCUUUGGCCUCGUAAAUGGCAUGUCAAUGAAGUCGAUAAGAGGAUCCCAGAGAUUCAGGGGGUUCUGGAGCUGGCAGUCCAAAGGUCUUCAUGUGAAGGAGACCCUAAUAAGGACAGGCUAUAUGUGUACCUGAAAGGAGAAGGCGUCACACAUCUAUCAGCUUCUGCCAUGGGAAUCCACUCCUUUGAUUUCUUAGGUUUGGGUUAUCGAAUUGAUUGGCCAGUCAGUAUAAUUCUGACUCCUGCUGCAUUGAAAAUAUACUCUGAGAUAUUUAGCUUUUUGAUACAAGUGAAGCUUGCUGUUUUCUCACUGAGUGACGUAUGGUGCUCACUGAAGUGUUAUCGUUUGGAGCAACACAAAGGAGAGGUCCACCAAAUUUCAAUCUUAACUGAAACAAGGCACAAGAUUAACCAUUUUGUGUCUACGUUACAGCAAUAUGUACAAUCACAAUUAUCCCAAGUAUCCUGGUAUAGGUUUCUGCACUCUCUUGAGCGCAAGGUCCAAGAUAUGUUGGAUCUCGAGUCGGUGCAUAUGGCAUAUUUGACCGAGUCGCUGCACAUAUGUUUUUUAUCCAAUGAAACACGACCUAUUGCUGGCAUUAUCCAGAACAUCUUGCAGUGUGCAAUGGAUUUUCGAUCUUGUUUGACUGGAAGCAUUCUGGGGGCUGUAUCUAGUGAUGAAACCUUGACCAGUAUAUUUUCUCAAAUUGACAUUUCACAGGUUCACACCAUAAGAAGAGCAUUCACCAAGAACCUCAAGGAGUUAUACUUAAUUUACCUCCAAUCACCUAAACACGGUGAAUUCGGACUGUCGCGUUUCUGGGAUUACCUUAACUACAAUGAUUAUUAUGCAACGGUUAUGAGUAGACAAAUGGGGCACUGUAUCUUCUAUUCAUAGAGCUGCUGGCCAUUUGACCGUGACGAUAAGUGUUGCUACCUAGAUGAUUCUGCUGCAUUGAGGUGGCCAUUUAAUGCAAGAUUUGGUGUCCUUCACCGCUACUACCAACAAAAUCAUAUUCUAAUUGCUUAUUCUUAUCUCCACGCCACCUCAAUUUGUCAUAUUGUACGGCUGCUGCCUAAUUACCCAUAUUACAUAACAUGUACAUAUCUUACAUUUAUUAUUUUCCAGGAAGGAUGUUGGUAGAGAAGAUCAUGAUAUAGUGAUUUACAUAUUAAUAAAGACUAAAUGUAGAUAGAGAUGUGAGAGGCAUGUGGUCGGUGAGUGAUAUUAUAUAUAUAUCCUCUUGAUCUAUUCUAGUCCAACUUUUGUAUUUUUUAACUUCUAAUCUUUUGGGUAGUUCUGUAUGUAUCACAUCAGCCUUUAAGCAUCGUUACCCUUCUAUUUUUGGAAUUCUAUUGUAUCAGUGGUAUGGGAUGUAUUAUUUCGUACGUAAAUUCUAUGCUACGCCAUUGCUCUGUGCAUUGCGUUUGAAAGAUAAGUAUGCGGCAAUCAUCUAACUGUUGAAUGUAGUAGAUGUGGGAUUUAAAAGACCUAAUUUGGGAUGGGAAAGUUGCAUGAAGGGCCCCUUG